AUGACCUACCUCGUCACCGAGCCCGCCCCCUCCACAACUUCCUACACCCGCUGCGGCCGCGGCGGCGCAGGCAACGUCUACCGCGGGCCCUCAACUCCCACAACAACCACAAUCUCCUCCACGUCCUCUCAACCCCGUGCCAGCUCAACCCGCUUCUUCAGCGGCAUCGGCGGCGCUGGAAACGCCCACUCUGCCUCCGAGAGACCACCGCCAGCACUCUCCCUCGAGGACGCUGUCCGCCACGCUGCCGCCCGCGAUACCCCCUCCGUCGGCUACUGCGGCCGCGGCGGCGCGGGCAACGUCUAUCGCCGCAAGGAGAGCGAUGCCUCGUCCUCUGGGUCGAGCGUGCGAAGCAGCAUGAGCUCCACGGCCAAACUGUGGGGUCGGGUCACCUCUUUGGGACGGGAGUAG
Pochonia chlamydosporia 170 is the source of this 411-nucleotide messenger RNA. RefSeq lists its product as hypothetical. The record is from RefSeq and is a predicted model, not a curated record. The coding region runs from base 1 to 411 and encodes 136 amino acids. Lineage: Eukaryota; Fungi; Ascomycota; Sordariomycetes; Hypocreales; Clavicipitaceae. The transcript has a single exon.